UAAACUCAACGUCUAAAUAAUCCAAAUCAGUAAAGUGACAACAGCAAGAAUACAACAAGCAGUUUUCACUUCAGUCAGUCUGGAGAGCUGCAUCUUUAUUGGUCAUAUUCUGAACUUUAUGUUGUACAAAGGGUUAAACACACAGUAUCAAACCACUUCCUGUAAUGCCCCUCCCUCUUCUUCCUGCUCUCAAACACAGUCAGCUCCACUCUGUUCAUGCAUUUCCUUGUUCCCUCCCCUUCAGAUCUACAGUUUGAAGAUGGGUGGAACCAACAUGUGGUGAAGUGUGAGAGCUGACAGGCCCCGUUCACUGCAGAGACACAUGUUGUUGAGAUCAGAGCUCAAACUAGUUUCAGUUCUGAGGAAGUGAAACUCAGACAGUCGUUGUCACUGAGAGCUGAAAUGGCGCAGAAAGGAGAUCAGCUGGAAAUCUUGUCUUGUUCCAUCUGUCUGGAUUUACUGAAGGAUCCGGUGACUAUUCCCUGUGGACACAGCUACUGCAUAAACUGUAUUAAAAGCUUCUGGGAUGAAGAGGAUGAGAAGAGAAUCCACAGCUGCCCUCAGUGUAGGCAGACCUUCACACCGAGGCCUGUCCUGGGGAAAAACACCAUGUUAGCAGCUUUAGUGGAGCAGCUGAAGAAGACUGGACUCCAAGCUGCUGCUGCUGAUCACUGCUAUGCUGGACCUGAAGACGUGGCCUGUGAUGUCUGCACUGGGAGGAAACUGAAAGCUGUUAAAUCCUGUCUGGUUUGUCUGGCCUCUUACUGCGAGAAUCACCUGCAGCCUCAUUAUGAAGCAGCUCCAUUAAAGAAACACAAGCUGGUGGAGCCCUCCGAGAAGCUCCAGGAGAACAUCUGCUCUCGUCACGAUGAGGUGAUGAAUAUGUUCUGCCGCACUGAUCAGCAGUGUAUCUGUUAUCUCUGCUCUGUGGAUGAACAUAAAGGCCACGACACAGUCUCAGCUGCAGCAGAAAGGACUGAGAGGCAGAGAGAGCUCCAGCUGAGGCGACAGGAGAUCCAGCAGAGAAUCCAGGACAGAGAGAAAGAUGUGAAGCUGCUUCAACAGGAGGGGGAGGCUAUCAAUGGCUCUGCUGAUAAAGUUGUGGAGGACAGUGAGAAGAUCUUCACUGAGCUGAUCCGUCUCAUGGAGAAAAGACGCUCUGAUGUGAAGCAGCAGAUCAGAUCCCAGCAGGAAACUGAAGCCAGUCGAGUCAAAGAGCUUCAGGAGAAGCUGGAGCAGGAGAUCGCUGAGCUGAAGAGGAAAGACGCUGAGCUGAAGAGGAAAGACGCUGAGCUGAAGCAGCUCUCACACACAGAGGAUCACAGCCACUUUCUACGCAACUACCCCUCACUGUCACAACUCAGUGAAUCUACAGACUCAUCCAGCAUCAAUAUCUUUCCUCUGAGAUACUUUGAGGAGGUGACAGCAGCUGUGUCAGAGCUCAGAGAGAAACUACAGGACGUUCUGACAGAGACAUGGACAAACAUCUCACUGACAGUGACUGAAGUGGAUGUUUUACUGUCACAACCAGAGCCCAGGACCAGAGGUGGAUUAUUAAAAUAUUCACAGGAAAUCACACUGGAUACAAACACAGCUUUAACAUGGCUGUUAUUAUUUAAGGGAAACCAAAAAGUAAAAUUUAUGUUCAAACAACAGUCUUAUCCUGAUCAUCCAGACAGAUUCACUUCAUAUUGUCAGGUCCUGAGUAGAGAGAGUCUGACUGGACGUUGUUACUGGGAGGUGGAGAGGAGAGGAAGAGGAGUUUGUGUAGCAGUCUCAUACAAGAAUAUCAGCAGAGCAGGGGAGGAAAGUUUAUUUGGAAACAAUGACAGAUCUUGGGCAUUAUAUUGUGAUCAAAACAGUUUUUCAUUUAGGUUCAACAGCAUCAAAACUCCAGUCUCAGGUCCUCAGUCCUCCAGAGUAGGAGUGUACCUGGAUCACAGAGCAGGUGUUCUGUCCUUCUACAGCGUCUCUGAAACCAUGACUCUCCUCCACAGGGUCCAGACCACAUUCACUCAGCCUCUCUAUGCUGGACUUCGGGUUUAUAAUAGAGGAACCACAGCAGAGUUGUGUAAAGUGAAAUAGACAGAGUGAGUUAAAAUGUGUAUAUUGGGGGGCGUUGUGUGGCAUUGUGGUCUAAGCAGGCGCCCCAUGUGUAGAGGCUACAGUCCUCGCUGCAGUUGGCCCCGGUUCGGACGACCUGCUGCAUGUCAUUCCCCCUCUCUCUGCCACCCAAUUUCCUGUCUCUCUACUGUCCUGUCCAUUAAAGGCACAAAAAGCCCCAAAAAAUAACUUUAAAAAAAUGUGUAUUUUAGCCUCUCAAUGUAUUUUGUGCCUUUGUGUUUGUUGCUGAGAGUCAUUGUCAGCACUUUGACCUCUUCUCUCUUGUGGUGUCGAUGUAGGAGUGACUUUAGGCCGAGCUGGAGCCAUGGAGGAAAUCACUGCUCAUGAUGAUGGUAGUUUCACCUGAACUCACAUUUCUCCACAUGAGAACAAAAACUUCUCUGAGCUCUGAGUGUUUGUUGGAUGUUUGUGUUGAUGUGUUUGUCUGUUGUUGUUUGGGUCUGAACAGAGAAAUCACCGGACCUUCCUUUAUCACAGAUGUUUUGUUCUCACUGUGUCAGACAGAAAUCUAUAAUUACAUUUACAUUGAUGUGUUUGUCAGAACAAAUGUUGUCGUUGUUCAAAUCCACUCACAAUAAGGUCUAUGAAGUUUAAUCAAAGUGUCAUUAUCAUAAUAAUCAAUGAGGAGAUGAUUCAUUAUUUUCUUUUCCCUCUCUGAGAUUCAUGUGAAACAAACUGAUUGUGUGGAUGAAGUGAAUCUGUUCAUGAAAUCACUGAACAAGAGUCAUUGAACAGACUUUACUGAUUCAGUGUGUGAACAAACUGAAGCUUCACGUCAUGAAUAAAGUUGAUUUUCAUCAACAAUCAAUCAAA
This is a messenger RNA of Seriola aureovittata, 2937 nucleotides long. Its product is annotated as tripartite motif-containing protein 16-like. NCBI's taxonomy places the organism in Eukaryota, Metazoa, Chordata, Actinopteri, Carangiformes, Carangidae. The record is from RefSeq and is a predicted model, not a curated record. Gene Ontology annotation, molecular function: zinc ion binding; protein binding. The transcript has a single exon. The coding region runs from base 403 to 2085 and encodes 560 amino acids.